AUGGGAAAAGAAAAAAAAAAACGUUUUACAGAACAGAAAAAAGAGCGACACAAUCCUCUUUCUGUUCAGUUAACCGAGGAUGAUAAUACAGUCAAUAAGAAGCAUACAAGAACAAAAUUUAAUGAACGUAACUUACGAAACGAUAAAGAGGAUGAAUUUGUUGAUCCAAGUCUUUCACGAAAAAUCCUUGAAAUUGCUAAAGAGCAACAGGAAGAACUUGAGGCAGAAAAUCAAGAAUAUGAAGAAAAAAUGAAAAAAAUGAAAAAAAAAUCGAAAAGUCGAAAUGUAACAUUUUCCUCUAUAAUCAACGAUGAUGAUGAAAGUGAUCAAGAUUAUUCUGCCUCAGGUGAUGAGAAUGAAUACGAUUAUGAAGAAUUAGUUCAGGAUCAAGAAGUUCUCAAUAAAUUUUUACCGAGUACUCAAAAGAAGAAGAAGACACUUGCAGAUAUUAUUAUGAAAAAGAUUGAAUCACAGAAUUUAGACAAAUCAACAUCAACAGAAAAACUUGAAUCGCCAAUAAUGAAUCCAAAAAUUGUUGAAGUCUAUUCAAAAGUGGGAUUAUUAUUAAGUCGAUAUAAGUCAGGAAAACUUCCUAAAGCAUUUAAAAUUAUUCCCACGUUACCUAAUUGGGAAGAAAUAUUAUAUUACACGCGUCCGGAUAAAUGGACGCCGAAUGCAACUUUUCAAGCGACACGUAUUUUUGUUUCAAAUUUCAAGAAUAAACAAGUUCAAAGAUUCUUUGAUUUAGUUUUAUAUGAAAAAGUUCGAGAAGACAUACAAGAAAAUAAAAAACUUAAUUAUCAUCUUUACAUGGCACUUAAGAAAGCAUUAUUUAAACCCGCGGCAUUUUUCAAAGGAAUUUUAUUUCCCUUAUCUAUUGUUGGUAGCGUUAUUUCAAAAGUAAGCAUUCCGAUGCUUCACUCAUCAGCAGCAUUAUUAUUUCUCGCUGAAAUGGAUUACACGGGACCCAAUAGUUUAUUUAUUCGUAUAUUACUCGAUAAAAAAUAUGCAUUACCAUAUAAAGUAGUGGACGCAUUGGUUUUUCACUUUCUUCGAUUUAAAAAUGAUGAAAGAGUCAUGCCGGUAUUAUGGCAUCAAUCAUUUUUGGUAUUUGCACAAAGAUAUAAACAAGAUUUAACACCAGAACAAAAGGAAGUUCUUUUUGAAGUACUUAAGGCUAAAACACAUGAACUUAUUACACCUGAAAUUCGUCGUGAAUUGAUUCAUUCGGUUGCUCGUGGAGAGAUCAUAACAGAUAUGGAUAUGGAUAUACAAUAUUAA
Molecule: messenger RNA, 1281 nt
Organism: Diversispora eburnea
Lineage: Eukaryota; Fungi; Glomeromycota; Glomeromycetes; Diversisporales; Diversisporaceae
Source: the annotation of a GenBank genome assembly